This is a messenger RNA of Arctia plantaginis, 297 nucleotides long. The record is from the annotation of a GenBank genome assembly. NCBI's taxonomy places the organism in Eukaryota, Metazoa, Arthropoda, Insecta, Lepidoptera, Erebidae.
AUGUUACAAACGAAAGAAAAAAUUAAAGAAAAACGCGGUGGAGAAAAGCAAUUUGAUAUAAAAUUAGGUGACAACGUUUACGUCAAAGGAGUAAACACUAGGCGAAGUAAAGACAAACCCAGAUAUCAAAAAGCAAAAAUUAUAGAAGAACCCAAUAGAAAUAUUGUUAUGAUAGAAACCCCAAUGAAUAAAAUAAAAAGGGUACCCGCUAAAGAUAUUAAACGUCCUUCACAGGUUCGUCCUGGUGAUGGCAACUCAGGCAGUCCUAAGCCUGGCCCUUCAACUACAAAGGAUUAA